CGGUCACACGUGGGUGAAAUUGCAUGCCCUUAUACGCGCAAUUGUUUGAAGCGUGCCUCCCGCGCGCAACGAGAAACGUUAAGGAUCAGCUCUCGAGAGCGACCGACUGAUAACCCACGAAGAUCUCUCUCCGUCCAAGGACCCGGCGCAGCGACAUUGCUUAAACGACACUGCGCGGGUCAAAAGCACAAGUGAUAUUUCUAAUAGUUAACGCGUCAGAGAGGAGCCGAAACCAUCGCGAAAUCCUCCGUAUACUCUUUGUAUAUACAACAAAUGUCGGAUACUCGUUCCAGUGCUAAGUCCAAGUGACGCGGAAGUGUGUUCAACGCAUCUCACUCAUAAUCUCGACGAUCGCGCGAAUCGGCUGGACCAGGACGCAGGACCGACCGAGAUAACGGCUGAGUGCGUGUGUGCGUGUGCGCGUGCGUGUGCGCGUGCGUGUGCGUGUGCGUGUGCGUUUGCGUCUGUGUGCGCAACAUGAGAGUGGCCAGGCAGCAUCCACUGCAUCUGCAAAUACCGGCCCGCAACAACAAUGGCAAGUUCCCGGUCGGUUUCAAUGGUAGUCAGGACAUCGUCCAUCAACAGCCGUCACCGCAGCAACAGCAGCCGGCCAGCGACGAGAGCAGCGCGGUGGUGCCGCCGAGCUGCGUCUUUCCCAGCUGCGAGUCGGUGCUCGCCGACCUUCACGGGGGUCCGACCAUACUGGGGGAUCGAUUCCUGCUUCUUGGUCCGGCCGAGGGUAGCGCUCUUUAUCGGUGCGUCGACGUCCACAACGGUCAGCAACUUGUCGCCAAGGCGCUGACCGUGGGCGACAAAGGUUGCGAAGCGUUGCUGCAGGCCCACCUUCGUCUGGAGGGCACCGGCGCGGCGAGCGGCGUGGCUGGCGUGGUGGAGGCACCUGGAGGCCGGCGCUAUCUCCUCUUGGAGGGCCAUCACGGUGAUUUACACGCCUACGUAAGGGCGCGCAGGAGACUGCGCGAGCCCGAGGCGAGGCGGCUCUUCCGGCAGGCGGCUAAAGCCGUAGCGACCUGCCACGAAUACGGGGUCGUAUUGAGAGACCUCAAGCUCCGGAAAUUUGUCUUCGCCGAUGAAGCGAGAACGCGGCUGCGCUUGGAGAGCCUCGAGGACGCGGUGAUCGUGGAGAAUGACGACGACAAGCUGACCGAUCGGCGCGGCUGUCCGGCGUAUGUCGCGCCGGAAGUGCUGCGCUCCGGACGCGCCUAUUCCGGCAAGGCGGCAGACAUCUGGUCGCUGGGCGUGCUGCUCUACACGAUGCUGGUGGGCCGUUAUCCGUUCAACGACGCCGAGCACGCGUCCCUCUUCGCCAAGAUCUCGCGCGGCCUGUUCGCCGUGCCGGAGGGCCUGAGUCCGCGUGCCAAGUGCCUGAUCCGCUCCCUGCUGCGGAAAGAGCCGUCCGAGCGACCGUACGCCGACGACGUGCCGCUGCACCCGUGGCUGUCGAAGCCGCUGCGGUUGUACACGCCCACGUCCGGCAGCAGGUCCUCGUGCCAGGACCAAAUCGUACCAGAGCUACCUAUUAAUCCUCAACAAGACUGACUCUCUCUCUCUUUCGGGGGAAGAAUCAUUAUUCCGCGCGUGACGGCAUCAUUCUCUCUCAUUCUAGUGCUUCUCUCGCGCCGACAGCCGGAUCGGAGUCCUCGAGCCGAGGAGGGGGGGGGGGAGUUAGCGCAAUCAAAAGAAGAAAAGGGACAAAAUGGACUUUCGUUCUUUUAACACAUUGACUGUGCCCGUAGAGAAGAACAGCGGAUAAGAUUGGUGGCGAAAAAGUGGCGAAAAAUUGUCCUAUGUAUAUGUCCUGAAAAUCCGGAAAAGAUGAAAUAAAAUUAUUAUCAAAAGAUGACCAAUGUUCAAUAAAAGAUUCUUAAGAUAUUUAAAGAGAUUCGUAAAGUGACCGACAGUCAAUGUGUUAAUGGCAGCUGAAUUGUAGCUUUGUAAGUUCGAAUCGCGCAGUCUCCGACUUGAAUCGACAAGUCGAAUCGAUUCUCGCGUCGCGGAGACUCUGCACGGCUAAGGAUGCUGAGUCCUCCUCUUUUCAUUGGCGAAGGACGGCCUAGAAUAAGCUUCGGGAACAGAGCGUGCGAUUAAGACACGAGACGCGAAUAAUUGUUCCCAAUGGAACUUUUACAUUUAUUAGGAGGAGAGUAACCAAAGUCUCUAUCCUAAUUGCAAUACCCUGAAUUAUUUUCUCGUUUAAACGUUGCAAUUUGCGAGUUGAAUUGGUCAAAGUUGAAACCUUGAGAAACGUGAUAUUAUAUCUCAUUAUAUAAGAAUAAGCUCGCUCUAGUCUAGAGAUAACUCGCGGUUGAAGCACCGAAACAGCGAAAAUAAUUACGGGUAUUCUCUGUAAAAUAGCGUCCCGAUUUUGGUCAUUCUCCGCUGGCAAUUUCGGAGGCAACGUGACGCAAGUGAUUAUAAAAAAAAAAAA
This is a messenger RNA of Pogonomyrmex barbatus (red harvester ant), 2446 nucleotides long. It is a transcript of the gene trbl, whose product is annotated as tribbles pseudokinase 2. Gene Ontology annotation, cellular component: nucleus. Lineage: Eukaryota; Metazoa; Arthropoda; Insecta; Hymenoptera; Formicidae. Gene Ontology annotation, molecular function: protein kinase activity; mitogen-activated protein kinase kinase binding; ATP binding. Gene Ontology annotation, biological process: regulation of MAP kinase activity; protein phosphorylation; positive regulation of proteasomal ubiquitin-dependent protein catabolic process. The record is from RefSeq and is a predicted model, not a curated record.